CAGCACAUAGUAUACUUUGCCUUGUUCCCUGCCCUCCUCCAUCCUUAUAAAUCCAGGCGCCACCAGCCAACCCCCCAGGCUAGCUCCAACGGCAACCACCGGACCAGUCCAAGUAGCAAGCCCGCGGCCGUGUCGGCAUUAUUAUCUCUCCCUCCUCGAUCACAAAAAAACGCACGGCAUUGCCAGGAUCAACCGUAGUAGCUACCUAGCUAGCUUGGUCGCGGAGCUAGCCAUAUCCGUCAUGGAUGGCAACACGAGAGCACUCGAGGCGCCGGAGAAGGCCACAGCACGGCCCGUGCUGCCAGCCGCCCUCAGCGACGACGCGGGCGCAACGGCGGCGGGGCCGGCGGCUAGGAAGACGCCGGUGCCGGGCGCCGCGGCCCCACCAACGCCGGUCGAUGACGACGACGAGCCCGUGGCGGCGGUGGACGACAGUGGCGCCGGCGCCGCCGUCGAGGAGGAGGAGGACGACGACGACGAGCAGGUGGAGAGGUUCUACGCGCUGCUGGCCAACAUCCGGGCACUCAGGGGCCUGGUGCCGCCGCCGUACGCGGCCACAGCCUCCACCUCCUGCGCCGGCGGCGACGCGGGCUGCAGCGGGGCGACCUCGAGCAAGCGGCGGCCGAGGGCCGCGGAGCCGCCGUGGAGGCCGGCGUUCAGGAUGGAGGACUUCGAGGACCCCGCCGCUCCGCCGCCGCCGACCAAGAGGAAGCGCGCAGCCUGCGCAGACGACGACGACGGCGAGAGUGGGAGCGGUGCGCGCCCGUUCCUCGCCGUCGCGCCGUCGGCGCCGAACGCGGCGGUACGUCCCGCCGGUGGCAGCAACAAGAAUUGACACCACCGUACCUGUCGCGCACGACCGACCGUCCGCGUCCGGCCUGCCCGUGUCGUCUUCGUGUAAACCUUUAUUACUGCACUGCACGCGCCAAUAAUAAUGUAGCCAGCAAAAAAAAAAAAUCUGUGGAAGUCACCGACACGGCGACAAGGGGGCCAUGUCGGUGGGGGUUCACGCGUGCAAUAAUUUCUUCAUGUGAUUCGUGCGGUAUGGUUGUGACUCCAGCUUGUAAAAGCUUGGGAUGUGGAGUACGUGUGUACUACGUCGAAAAGAAAAAAAAACAUUGCUCAUCAUUUGAUUUUCUUCCUUUCCUUCCCUUUCUUUUCUUUUUUUUUUGGAUUCUCUACUGUUUAGUUUAAUUAGGUGAACCAAAAGGAGUCACAUGCUGCCAGGAGUACUUUGGGAUUUUUUGCUCCCAAGAAUCGUAUACCAAGCGUGCCACUGUUGGGAACUACUCUAUCCAGAUUCCAGAGAUGUAAAGUGCCUGUAACUUCAGAAUGUAAACUAUAUAUGCUCCCCCUAUGAAAUUUCUCCCCUAUUCAAACUA
This is a messenger RNA of Panicum virgatum (switchgrass), 1382 nucleotides long. Its product is annotated as NRR repressor homolog 1-like. The transcript has a single exon. The record is from RefSeq and is a predicted model, not a curated record. Lineage: Eukaryota; Viridiplantae; Streptophyta; Magnoliopsida; Poales; Poaceae. Bases 242 to 835 code for a protein of 197 amino acids. Gene Ontology annotation, biological process: regulation of systemic acquired resistance.